CUUCAACCAUGCAAAUUGUCAACAAUGGAAGUCUCCCUCACCACUUCCAUUGCACUAGCCACCAUUGUCUUCUUCCUUUACAAGCUCCUCACUCGUCCCACAUCCUCCAAAAACCGCCUUCCUGAGCCAUGGCGUCUCCCCAUCAUCGGUCACAUGCAUCAUCUGAUCGGCACAAUGCCACAUCGCGGGGUUAUGGACUUAGCCCGAAAAUACGGAUCAUUGAUGCAUCUACAGCUCGGUGAAGUCUCCGCAAUCGUAGUAUCCUCUCCAAAAUGGGCCAAAGAGAUCCUAACCACAUACGACAUCCCCUUCGCAAACAGACCCGAGACUCUAACGGGUGAGAUCAUCGCAUAUCACAACACGGACAUAGUUCUUGCACCCUACGGCGAAUACUGGCGACAAUUACGCAAACUUUGCACUCUAGAGCUUCUAAGUGUAAAGAAAGUGAAGUCAUUCCAAUCACUCCGUGAAGAGGAAUGUUGGAACUUGGUUCAGGAAAUCAAAGCAUCCGGUUCGGGUACACCCUUUAAUCUUUCCGAGGGUAUUUUCAAGGUGAUCGCGACGGUUUUGAGUCGCGCGGCUUUUGGAAAGGGGAUCAAGGAUCAGAAACAGUUUACUGAGAUUGUGAAGGAGAUAUUGAGAGAAACUGGUGGGUUUGAUGUGGCGGAUAUCUUUCCAUCUAAGAAGUUUUUGCAUCAUCUUUCGGGCAAGAGGGGGAGGUUGACGAGUAUUCAUAACAAGCUUGAUAGCUUGAUUAAUAAUCUUGUGGCUGAACACACUGUUAGUAAGUCGAGUAAAGUGAAUGAGACUUUGCUUGAUGUGUUGCUGAGGCUUAAAAAUAGUGAGGAGUUCCCUUUGACUGCUGAUAAUGUUAAAGCCAUCAUUUUGGACAUGUUCGGAGCCGGAACCGACACCUCCUCCGCGACAGUCGAAUGGGCGAUUUCCGAGCUAAUAAGGUGUCCGCGAGCGAUGGAGAAGGUACAAGCCGAACUAAGGCAAGCGUUGAACGGUAAAGAGCGAAUCAAAGAAGAAGAAAUUCAAGACUUGCCCUACUUAAACCUUGUGAUCCGAGAAACACUACGGUUGCAUCCUCCACUACCUUUGGUCAUGCCAAGAGAGUGCCGACAGGCAAUGAAUCUAGCUGGAUACGAUGUAGCCAACAAGACCAAACUCAUUGUCAACGUGUUUGCAAUAAACCGGGAUCCCGAAUACUGGAAAGACGCUGAAAGUUUCAACCCCGAGAGGUUUGAAAACAGCAACACAACCAUUAUGGGUGCGGAUUAUGAGUAUCUUCCGUUUGGGGCUGGAAGGAGGAUGUGUCCAGGAUCGGCACUCGGUCUAGCAAACGUGCAACUACCGUUGGCUAAUAUACUUUAUUACUUUAAGUGGAAACUCCCCAAUGGUGCUAGCCAUGACCAACUUGACAUGACCGAGAGCUUUGGAGCCACGGUUCAAAGGAAGACUGAGUUGAUGCUUGUACCAAGUUUUUAAAACUAUACAUAGUUAAUAUUUUGUUGUAUGUGUUCCAGUUUGGAUGUCAGUGAUUUGUUCUAUGUUUUCGAUUGUUGCAAUGUUAUAAAUUUUAUGCAAUAAAAUGUAAUGUAUAUCAAUACGUUGUAAUAAAAAAAAACCUGUGCCUUUAAAAAA
Helianthus annuus (common sunflower) is the source of this 1647-nucleotide messenger RNA. RefSeq names its product germacrene A hydroxylase-like. The transcript has 3 exons. The record is from RefSeq and is a predicted model, not a curated record. The coding region runs from base 25 to 1491 and encodes 488 amino acids. Gene Ontology annotation, molecular function: iron ion binding; oxidoreductase activity, acting on paired donors, with incorporation or reduction of molecular oxygen; heme binding. NCBI's taxonomy places the organism in Eukaryota, Viridiplantae, Streptophyta, Magnoliopsida, Asterales, Asteraceae.